AUGUACAAAUAUCAAGUGAAAGAAAUGACAUUCGUGAACACCUUCAGAAAAAUCGUUUGGAAAUUUAUUUUAUUUUCAACGUUAGUGAUAUGCCUGCUGAUAAUAUCUCUACUACCACAGUUUCUUAAAGCGAAAAGUUUUUCAAGCAUCACAAACACAAGGUACCCAACAGACUUGAAAUAUAUAUUUAUUUGGAAGCCAACGCAAAAACCGAAUCGGUAUGGCGGUAUGAAAGUAUUGAAAUACGAAGCAGGACAAAAAAUAUUCAUCAAACAGAAGUGCGAGUACAUUAAUUGCUACAUAACUUACAACAAGAGCCUUCUAAGAGGCACUGAACACUUUGAUGCUGUUGUUUUUGAAGGAGAAGACUUGUUAAAUGUACACAGAAAAAACAUUAACCUCACGCGUGUACCAUCACAGAAAUACAUUUUUAGAACUUUGGAAUCUGCCGGGAAGGCACCAAUCUGCAACGAUGAUUUUGACGACUUCUUUAAUUUAACUUGGACUCACAGAUUAGAUUCAGAUAUCGUAAAUCCCUACUUUGAUAUAUACAGCGCAAACAAUACUAAAGUCGGUCCGACUAAAGAAAUUCAAUGGAUAAAAAAAAUGAAACACGACAAUAAACUUACGAAAAGAUUUAAAACUAAAGAUAGAGCUGUAGCGUGGAUUUUAACAAAUUGUAAAAACAAAAAUAGACAUCAAGACUUCGUUAAAGAGCUCAGAAAUGAACUUAAAGGUUAUAAUUACAGUUUAGACACAUAUGGUCCUUGCAGUAACAAUAAAUGUCCCCAAGGCAAAACAUUAAAAUGCUACAAAAUGAUAGAAAAGCGUUAUUUCUUCUUACUAAUUUUGGAAGAGAUGUUCGAAGAAGAUUACGUUACUGAUGAAGUUGUUAAAUCAAUGAAUCAUUUUACUAUACCAGUAGUACUAGGAGGCGCUGAUUAUAAUAGAUUUUUACCACCCGGCUCUUACAUCAAUGCCUUGACUUUCGACAUGAAGAAACUAGGAGCGAUAAUAGACUAUCUUAUCAAAAAUCGGAACAUGUACGAGUAUUUCUUCGAUUGGAAAAAUCAUUAUCACUACACACGUAGAUCUAGGACUAAUGUCUGUGAUUUGUGUGCCAAACUGAACAGUAACUCAAGUAAUAAUUCUUAUAAAAACUUCAGAAAAUGGUGGAAUCCUGACUAUAGGGAUUCAUGUCAACGGAUGAGUUUGUUAAGUUUAUUUGAAAAAUAUGUAUGA
This is a messenger RNA of Bombyx mandarina (wild silkworm), 1242 nucleotides long. Its product is annotated as lewis-type alpha-(1,3)-fucosyltransferase. Lineage: Eukaryota; Metazoa; Arthropoda; Insecta; Lepidoptera; Bombycidae. Gene Ontology annotation, molecular function: fucosyltransferase activity. The record is from RefSeq and is a predicted model, not a curated record. Gene Ontology annotation, cellular component: membrane.